AUGGACAUAGGUUUCACCCCAUACUUCGACAAGAAUUUAAAAGAGUUAAGAGGCCCUAUUCCUUUAACUAUUUUCAACAAGCAAUGGCAAGAUUUAGCCAAUAGUUAUCAUGUAGAGAAAAGAGUAAAGACCAACAAUCUUAAUAAAGAUAUCACACCGUAUACCGGCUACCCCUAUCCACACGAGAUGACUCAAACUUAUGCAUCCUGGAACGUCAAUUAUCGCAACUUUGUAUUGGUUCUAAGAAACGUUUACAAUUUCAAAACCUUCGCGAACUGGGCAGAGAUCCAUCAAUCCAACGUAGAGUUUUACCAUGAAAGGGACAACUGGAUGACGGAUUUUUGGUACAACAUCAAAAUGAGAUGGAACGCCUUUGCUUUUUGGGUCCUUCAAGGCAAAACAAACGCUCCACCAGACAUCUCUCAAAGACGUGAAGACAUACCCGCAAUAUGCUUUGCUGAAACUCGCAGAUUAGAUGAAGCGUCUUUCACUGAUAACCCGUACGCAAAAGGCGGCACUAGAUUCGGUUACGACUGGACCACAGGCUUACCUAGGUCUCAAACAACCCUACUACAAGUUCCUCAGACAACCAUACUAGUCACAAUCAUCACCACACAAACAACAACAACCACGAACAAACCUGAUUUAGGACAUAGGAGCAAAAGUGGUUACAACGGGAGAAACUUUGACCCAAAAUAUGCAGCGAAGAAGGCAGCAGCGGCUAAACCGCCAACUGGAAACGGGAACACGUAA
Messenger RNA from Melampsora larici-populina 98AG31, 753 nucleotides. RefSeq lists its product as uncharacterized. The coding region runs from base 1 to 753 and encodes 250 amino acids. The transcript is spliced from 2 exons. Lineage: Eukaryota; Fungi; Basidiomycota; Pucciniomycetes; Pucciniales; Melampsoraceae. The record is from RefSeq and is a predicted model, not a curated record.